UUCCGUUUGAAAAUUUCCCGGGAAAUCUGAGUUUCGCGGGAGGGCUCUUGAGCGCGUAAACCGUAUCCCUUCAUUCAUCAGGCCGUUUCCUGAAGCCAUUUCUAGACCGGGGAAACGAGAGUUGCGCUACUUUUUAAUCCGUUGCAUCUGCCUAAAUGCACUUUCUUAAGGAAAAAUACUUUACAAAAGUCGAUGAAUCAGACUGUCAUCUUUACUUCGGUCUGAUUAUUUUUGUAAUUUUUGCGGCGGAUUAGCAGCCAUACGGGCUUGAAAGUACUGAGACAAGAAAGGGGUUACCCCGAAUACGCAAGAUGAGAAGAGGGAUCUCCUCGGCUCCGGACAAAGUGAUUUUAGCGGGGGUUGGGGGCUCUCCUCUCGACAAUAAUAUCAUUUUAACAACUCUCACGGAUCGUUUAAACCCCGGUCAAUCCAACGCUACGUAUAUCCAAAUAAUAACCACCCCACCGCCUUGCAACGUUACACAGACAUCAAAUGUGUGUUUAUCCGAACCUCAGAUAAACAACAUUUACACAACUCCACAACAAGCUGCAGCAAACGGAGCAGGACAACGACCCGCUCUGGGGAGACCGCCGGCGAAAAGGCGGUUGGCCCUCGAUGAUUCAGACCACCAGUACCAGUCAGAACCAGCCAGGACUCCAAGAGGCAGAGGAGGGUCUGUUGUGGCCAAUGGGGCACGGCUAAAGACACCUAGAACACCAAAGUCUCCACCGGAGAAGACUCGGUAUGACACCUCCCUGGGCCUGUUGACCAAGAAGUUUGUGGAUCUCCUUGCCCAGUCUUCUGAUGGCGUCUUGGACCUCAACCUCGCUGCUGAAACCUUACAGGUGCAGAAAAGGCGGCUGUAUGAUAUCACCAAUGUACUAGAAGGCAUUCACCUCAUCAAGAAGAAAUCAAAGAACAACAUUCAGUGGAUGGGCUGUAGUCUGUUGGAGGUAGAGGGGGCACUGAGCCAGAGACAGAGACUAACGGCAGAAGUUUCUGCACUGGGAGAAGAAGAGCAGAGGCUUGAACAACUGAUCCAAAGAUGCAGCCUGGAUAUGAGACACAUGAGCGAGUUGCAAAGCAACCAGAAAUAUGCCUAUGUAACGUACCAAGACAUCAAACAGCUGGGAAACCUCAGAGACCAGACUGUUAUUGUCGUCAAAGCGCCCACAGACACCAAACUAGAAGUACCAGACCCUGAUGAGAGUUUGUCCAUCCAUCUGACCAGCACUAAGGGUCCUAUAGAAGUCCUCCUGUGCCCAGAUGAGGAGAAUGACCCCAGGAGUCCUGUAAAAAACGGCAGCAUGGACAUCAAUGGGAACUCACCUUUCCUCAAAGUCCUUCAAGGUCCCACCUGCACAACCACUUCUUCCAUCCCCUCCCUGGCUCCACCUUCUUCUUCCUCAGCAGUCUCCGUCACUACUCUCUCCCCGAUCUCGUCCCCUUACACUAGUCUUCUCCAGCAGACAGAAGACCAGAUCCCUUUGUCCCUGGGGCCUUUCUUAAACCUCGGGCCUCCUCUUCUGGACCAAGAUGACUACCUUUUAGGUUUGGGAGAUGACCAGGGAAUCAGCGACUUGUUUGACGCCUGUGACUUUGAUAAAAUGCCCUCUCUUGGCCUGGAUGAUCUCCUGUGCAGCUAGCAUUCGUUAUUACAAAUUCAGUUUAAGUGCAUGGGAGAGAGAUGGAGUAUCGGUGAAGGUUUUGAUGCCUGUGACAGACUGUGUAGUUAGUGGAAGCCAAUUCUAAAUAGCUGGAAAGGAAUCAUUGGGGGCUUUUUUUCAGUCCCAGUGGGACUAAACGCCAUGUUCUUUCAUGGUGUGAGAGAUAAAUGGCCUUGCAUGAUUUCACACAAAGACACGACCGGUCAGUGGGAAUACAUAUCCAUUACCCUUUGUCUCAGGCUAUGUAAAGCCUCCAGUGUAGCUGGUUGUUGGGGGGCAUCUUAAGGCCUUUGUUGUCUGUUCGGUAGUAUAAAUGGGAAAGGGAAGGAUAUCCACCUCUCUGUAUGACGCAAGGUUCACAGUACAGAGAGACCAACAAAGACGGGACGAACAGCUCGAAGGAAAACACCCCCACACCAUCUGACAUUAACACACAUUGUGGUUGAUUGGUUUGGGUUUAGCAUUACACCCAAAUGUAAGUGCACCUAAGAUGCACAGAUGGGAUCACCCAAAAUCAUCAGUAGAAUGUUCAAGAGAACGGAAGAGGAAAACUGUGUUUACGGUUAAGAUUUUGAAGGAUAAUGCAAAUAUGAGGAUUUGACAGGCCUGUAAAUCUGCUACUUGGCAAGAAAAGGAGCGGUUUUAUCAGUGGUUUCCCAGUGAUGCAUUUUCUUGACAGAUGUCACAAUUCAUCCAGAUGUGUUGAUGCCAAGUGCUGUGGGGGGGGGGGCUAUUGAUGGCUUUCUGUUGUACCAAUGAUCUGUGUUUGAAGGUUCAUACUGCUGACUGUUAAGUAGGUGUUUUAAGAAUUAAAAUGAAUAUUAAAUGAAAACAGGGCAAUUUUGAUACACAGCAUUCAUGACUACUGUUGCUAUCCUAUGGUUAGGUUAGGCAGGCUGAGGUUUUGGUCACCUGUCUUGUCCCUGCCUGCUCAGACACUUGUAAAGUUUCCUAUUGUGCUAUUUGGGCUUAUAAUCAUACAGUUACUAAAAGUGUGUAUUUUGUACAUUUAAGCACUAUUUAGAUGAGCUCCAAGGAAGUUCAUAUACUGUUUUGGAGUGCACAUGACAAUUAUCCAGAAAAUAGCAAUGGAAAUAAGAGUGUGUACUCUAAAAUGAGAUGGAUAUAAAUACGUUUUUUAGGUGUACAAAAUGCUUACAGUAUGCCUUAUGGCUAGUAAUUAGUUAAAUCCCCUUGCACCCAAUGUCUCUCUUGUGCUAUGUCCUCCAUAUAUAAAAUGGAUUUAGUAGGUACAUUUAAUAAGGGACCUUUGUUAGCUGUUCACCUGGUCAGCCUGUUAUCUACUCAAGUGGGCAAUCUUUUUAUUUUGUACAUGAUGAAUACAAAAAUGUUCAACAUGGGAACAGGCAUUGUGGUGUUUAACAUUUCAUGACCCAUGUGCUAACAGCCCAAAAAGCCAUCAUACCUGGGUAAUGUGGGGUUAAGCAAAAACACCUGAUAUGCAAACUUGAAUAUCAUCUCUAACUCAUAUUCUUAUAGACACUUUGUGAAAUCAAGAUCCAAAUUUCCACUUUCUUGCUGCUUUUUGCCUGUCCCCUCCCAUCUUCAUCAGCAGAAGCUGCCAUAACCAAACUUACUCUGAUGCCUCCUCAUUUAGUCUGUUGCUGUGAAAUUAUACUGUGGUUUCGAGCUAAUCGGUAAAAUUUGAACCACUUAUCGAUGCACGCUACCUACUGUGUGUACUGAAGCUGUGUAGGAGACAGGAUAGGAGCGUAUUUGUCUUUUUAGGUUUAAUGUUGAAUUUUAAUGAAUUUUAAUACUGUAGAAAUAACUAAUAUCACGAUCACCUAAGCAACAAGGGGCUAGAUGAUUAGCCAUUAAUUUAGGCUUCAGCAUGUAAUGAAGGCCCCCCCCCUCCAUAACCGGGAUAAAAAAAGAAUAAAAAAAAAGACCCGGUUUCGUAAAUUGAGCAAAUUCAGUGCAACAAGCCAUGUUUCAUAAUAGGCUUGGUGAUACUGUUGUCUUGGGCCACUGAGUCUUCAAACAGUGGUUAAUCAAGAAUAGCCCGCUGGAGGACUUGGUGAACUAAGCUGUAGGGAUGUGUUGUGUUUUUACUUUGGUAUUUGGAACACCAUCGCAUCAUGUGUUUGAUGACAUCCCCGGUAAUAACAAAACCCAAACAUUUCCUCUGAGACCCUGGCUUUUAAUCUAAAGAAACCUGCGGCUGCAGGUAAUAUUGCUGCUCUUACUGUAAACUUUUCCCUGACCUGAUGGAUGUGCGCUUGGGUAAUUGCGUUUGCAGCAUGUGUGAGUUAUGUCAAAGAUCAAGCUUCCUAAAGAGUAAGCCUGCCAUGUGUAAUAUGAUGUACAGUUUUCUAAAUGUUUCAGUGCACAAGGUACUGUAGGCUACCUCUCACUUAAUGUUGGACAAUAAUAAUGGGGCAUAGAGGUAAAUGCCAUAGUGUGUAUGAGUCUUUGAAUUCCCCUUUGUCUUAGAAAUUAGCCUUGUAUUAUUUACCCUGAUAUGAGUAUGCCUUUGCUCUUAAAUCGGUCUCAUGCUGUUUCAUCUUAAAUUUGAAUUAGGGGUGCACAUUUGAUGAGUAAAAAAGCGGACAAAUUGCAAUAUUGCAAUAUUUUUGUUUUUGUGAUUUUUUUUUUUCUUAAGUUAUUUAGUGUCUUUUUUUUUUGGUUACAUGCAGAGCCUCUCUUAGACCCAAUAAGUGGUACACAUUCAAUAAUGCAUACAUGCAGUCAUUCUUUCACAGUUAGCCUAUCUGCCCUUUACUGGCCAUUAGGAGACAUUUCUAUGUCUAUAUACACUGAACCAGGAUCAGACUUGUGUCCUCUACUGAAGUGUGUAGGGGUUUUUACUUCUGUGACACUGUGUGUCCGAUUUAUUUUUGGAAUGAUGUGAGGGAGUCUGGAACUUUUUUUUCUGACUUUCUUUUUCAUGGAGAGUAUUGAAGUCUGUUGAAACAGCUUUUUGACUAUGUAAAAUCAAAACCCAAUAUAAUAUAAACCAUCGCAAGUGAACGUAAAAUUGGACUUAAAAUGAACAGAAAUGCUCUGACAACACAAUUUCCCUAUAAGCAUAUUUAUAUCAGUGUAUUUUGUAUGCAUGGAUAAAUCCAGCUCAAUGUAUUUCCCCAUUUGGUUUACUAACCACUGUUGUGCUAUUUUCUAAAACCAUUCAAAUAAGUAAUUAUAUUUUCCUCCAUCUAUUGCAGGCGACCAGAAUCUGGUCACAAUAUUGUAUCCACUUUUACACAAUGGAAACAUGAUUUUUGGAAAGAUUGUACCUUUCCAUGGGUUUCUAAUGGAAUGUUAAAGAUUUUAAUGCACCGCUUAAGCUAGUGUCAUUGCCAGUGAGUGUGAACAAUGUGUUAUGGGUGACUUAAAAUUACAGCUCCUUCAUUUCUAAUGAGUGAUUCUGAUGUGUGAUUAGACCUUACAGAAAAGCAUCAUUAGGUUAAAUGUGGUGUUUACUAUUAGUGAAGAUUGAAACGGCACUCUUCUUCCUGCUAUUUACCUAUGGUUAUUCUUAAGCUGUUACCAAAUACAUUAUACUGAUCGGUAAAUAUUCUGUAAAGGUUCAGUGUAAAGUUAACCGUUUCAUAGGAAAUAAUUGACUGUAAAAUUAUGAUAUUGCUGCCUGUUUCCACUAAUUACAGAAAAAAGAGCUGUAAUAUCAAAACGCAAUUUGAAUGCAUGGGUGAAAGUAUUAGUGUGCUGUUGAAUGUUUAAGGUAAACUAAUUUGAUGUUUUUGAUGUGUGUGUUACUCAGUUACAAAUUUCUAUAACCUGUCAAAUGGGGAAUUGAGUUGUAUUUGUUGGGGGGGGGAGGAUAAAUUGAUAAAUGAAUUUGUUUUUUGUACUCUGGGUGUUUGUAAUUUGAAAAUUUGAAUAAAGGCAAUAUGAACAUGAAA
Perca fluviatilis (European perch) is the source of this 5554-nucleotide messenger RNA. Its product is annotated as transcription factor E2F3-like. Lineage: Eukaryota; Metazoa; Chordata; Actinopteri; Perciformes; Percidae. Gene Ontology annotation, cellular component: RNA polymerase II transcription regulator complex. Bases 312 to 1646 code for a protein of 444 amino acids. The transcript is spliced from 8 exons. Gene Ontology annotation, molecular function: DNA-binding transcription factor activity, RNA polymerase II-specific; RNA polymerase II cis-regulatory region sequence-specific DNA binding; protein dimerization activity. The record is from RefSeq and is a predicted model, not a curated record. Gene Ontology annotation, biological process: regulation of transcription by RNA polymerase II.